GAUGCGAGAUCGUGUAUGAAUGUGGUGAGCUGUGUUUCACAGGAUCUGGAGGAUCUUAAAAGCCAUGAUAUUGUGAUUCGUCGGCUGCCUCCAAGUCUUACUCCUGAGUCUCUUCUCGAGCAAAUCUCCCCACUCACCGAACAUGACUUUUACUUCGUCAAGGCUGAUAUGAGCCUAGGUGUCAAUGCCUUCUCGAGAGCAUACCUGAAUUUUCACAACCAUGAAGAUGUAUACAACUUUCGGGAUCGCUUUGACGAUUACAUUUUCGUGGACAGUAAAGGAAACGAGUACCCAGCUUUGGUCGAGUUCUCACCAUUCCAGAAAGUUCCAAAGAGAAAGUCAAAGAAAACUGACACGAAGAAAGGCACCAUAGAACAAGAUUCGGACUAUCUCAAAUUUGUGGAGAGUUUGGAGAACCCUGAGGAGGAGGAAGUUGUUUCCAUUGAAACCUACCUUGAGACACUGGAGAAUAGAGAUAAAGCAAUGAAAGCAAAUCAUGGAAAUCCACACCUGUCAACACCUUUGAUAGAGUUCCUGAAGAAACGCAGAGAGGAGAAGAAAGCUGUUAUACUGAAAAUAAGAGAAGAGAGGAAGAAACGGGAACAGGAACGUAGAAAGGUGAGAGAGGACGAAAAGAAAAGAAGGAAAGAUAAAGAGCGUGAACGAGAAAGACUGAAGGAUAAAGAUCCAGUGAAGGAGAAGGAAAGAGCUGAUAAAGAUAAAAGUAGUAAAGACCAGCCCAUCAAGGUUCUUCUGAAAAACCCGGAGAGAGACAAGGAGAGUGAUAAAGACAAGCCACAUGAUGUCAAGCCAAAGGACACAGCUUUCCGGCCGAGAGAGGAAAAAUCUUCCGACUCCAAAACUAAGGACAGGGAGAAGCUUAGGUUCUCUAAGGAAAACCGAGAACGACAGCGAGACCAGAAGAAUGAGAAAUCUGCCUCAGAACGACCCCGAUCAGCCCGGGACACUCGUCUAGGGGAUAGAGGGAAGUCUGGGAAGGACGACUACAGGUCUGACAGAAAGGAUGAUGACAGAAGUAGGGGAGGAAACUCUAGAGGGGGCUCUGAUCGUCCGAGGUCGGGAAAGGAUGAGUCACGACAGCACGACCGAUAUAAGUCUGGACGAGACAGAGACUAUGACCGUGAUGGUGAUCGGGACUACGAUAGAAUCAGAGAUCGAGAUUAUGAUAGAAAUAAAGACCGGGAUUAUGAUCGAAACAGGGACAGAGAUUAUGACAGGAAUCGAGAUCGGGGAUACGACAAGAGAGAUGUGGACUCUGAUAGAAGAGAAACCUCUGCUCGUACAAGGAAGGAGCCGACCAGCCACAAGUAUGACAAACCUAAAGGAAAGGGGGACACCAAACCACACACAGACAAUAAAUCUCAUGUGGACAACAAACCUUCAGGUGAAACAAGAUCUCAAGAUGACUCGAAAACUGGAGGAGCAAGGACAGCAGACAGCAAAGCUAAGAAUGCCAAGUCACCUGGAGACACACAGACAGACAGGAAAACUGAGGAUGGUAACUCGGAUACAGACAAGAGGUCAGGCAGUGCUUCUGGGAAUAGGGAGAAAACUGACCAAUCAAAAUCAAGCAAAUCUACCAAACAAACAAACUCUGAACCUGCUAGUCAAUCAGAUGGGUCAGGGUUGGAGGAUGGUGAUGUGAAUUUGAAAAGUUCAGGGAAGGGGGAUGGUGACAGAAAAUUAGAGGCAUCAGGGAAGGUGGAUGGUGACAGAAAAUUACAGGCUUCAGGGAAGGAGGAUGGUGACAGAAAAUUAGAGGCUUCAGGGAAGGAGGAUGGUGACAGAAAAUUAGAGGCUUCAGCGAAGGAGGAUGGUGACAGAAAAUUAGAGGCUUCAGCGAACGAGGAUGGUGACAGAAAAUUAGGGGCUUCAGCGAAUGAAGAUUGUAAUAAGAAGGAGGAGACUCCUGAAAAGGAAGAUGGUGAUAAAAAUUUGGAGAAUUCUAGGAGAGGAAGCGACAGUAAAUUGGAGGCUUCAGGAAAGGAGGACGGGAGAAAGUUGGAGAGGGCAGACUCAGGUGAUGGAGACAAGGAUGACAAGAGGCGAAAAAGACGGGAACGACCUGAGAGGGCCAUCUACAACCCCAGAAAAGCCUUUGAGAAACGGCAACAGGGAAUAAAACCAUCAACGGGAGGUAAUCCGUCAGAAAAGAGUGCUGAUAAGUGUUCAGAUGACAAAGGUCAGAAAGACCAUGUGAAACCUGAGGCAGAUGAUGAGGGUUCAGUGGAAUGAAAUUCAGUGUUCAACAGGAUUGACAUCUGGUGGUCGAGGGAAUAAAUUAGUCAGGUGGUCAUCAGUAUUGCAAUCUGGUUGUCGCGGGAAUAAAUAAGGUGGUCAUCAGGAUUGAACUGUGGUGGUCAGUGUGAUUGACCAUGCAGCAUGUUCGUACAUUGUGAUUCUAAAACGCCAAAAUUAGUGCUUAGUUUGGGGAAUUAUGUUAUCACAAUGAAACGCAAAUUAUUGAAGAUUUUCUUGAUGAAAUUUUAUGUAAUAUAAUGCUGCUACAUGUACAUGUAUUGCUAAAUUAAAUUGGCUUUAAAAUUGAAACUUCAUUCUUUUUAUUCCGCUUAAUUGCAGGGUUUUAUGACCACCAAGGAAAACAUUUUCAAUGGGAAGCAAUGUUUUGUUUGAUUUUCCAAAUUUACAUACUUAGUUGUAUAUAAUACUAGAUGCCAACUAUGUCAUCAAGGAAAAUUCAAUUCAGUUGACACAAAGAUAUUUCAGGGGGCAGACCUAAGGGUAAAAUGAGAACAUUAGCACUCUCAGGACCUCGGUUCUGACUCAAUUCUACACCCUCCGGUAGGACAACCAUGUCCUACAU
Molecule: messenger RNA, 2845 nt
Organism: Mizuhopecten yessoensis (Yesso scallop)
Lineage: Eukaryota; Metazoa; Mollusca; Bivalvia; Pectinida; Pectinidae
Product: regulator of nonsense transcripts 3B-like
Exons: 11
Coding region: 16-2256 (746 amino acids)
Biological process (GO): positive regulation of translation; nuclear-transcribed mRNA catabolic process, nonsense-mediated decay
Cellular component (GO): cytoplasm; nucleolus
Molecular function (GO): mRNA binding
Source: RefSeq, a predicted model, not a curated record